CGUACGCGUUUACGACACAUUGACGUACGGCUGACGCGUGACGUGUCUCUCUUGGAACACAACAAUGGCGGACGCUGUAGAGGAAGCUCUUCAGGGAAGCUGGGAUCAGGAGCUAGCUGAGGCUCUGGACUCUGGGAGCUCUGACAUGGAGAUGGACAGAGGGAUCGCUCAGGUCCAAGAGCAACCAGCACAACACAGAGUCAAGAUGUGGACGAUCGCAUUAAAUGUUUCUGGAAAAGGAGACAGCUUGUCUCCUUGGGAUGGUGUCCAUGAUUUGCCAGAACAGACCCUCAUUCACAACCGCAGUGAACAGCUGAUCGAUCAGCUGGGAAUCCCGGAGGAAGAAAGAAAGGAAAUGGUAUCGGAUGUGGAGUCGGUCAUCACUUUCUACUGCAAGUCUCGCAACAUUACCUUCAGCCCGGAGCUCAGCUGGCCGCAUCUGCUCAAACCGCUGCUGGGGCUGCAGCUGCCACGCAGCGAUCUCUACAACUGUUUCUACGCCAUCAUGAACAAAUACGUACCGAGGGAUUGUGUGCAGAAAGGCCGGCCCUUCCACCUCUUCAGACUGCUGCUGCAGUAUCACGAGCCAGAGCUCUGCUCCUAUUUGGACACCAAAAAGAUCACACCGGACUCUUAUUCUAUGAGCUGGAUGGGUAGUCUGUUUUCCAGUCACUGCCUUCCUGAAGUUACCCAAACCCUUUGGGACUCUUACCUCCAGCAGGCUGACCCCUUCCUUAUCUUCUUCCUCAUGCUCAUCAUCCUCGUCAAUGCCAAAGAAACCAUUCUAACACAAGAAGGAGCCAGCAAGGAGGACAUCAUCAAAAUGCUGGAAGCAUCUCCUUCUCUUUUGGAGUCUGAGGACAUUGAAGAUUUGUUUUCACUGGCUCAGUAUUAUCAGAGCAAAACCCCCCUGUCGCUCAGGAAGAUGAAUCAGAACCUGUUUGGUAGCAGUUUGGUGGCUCUGAAAGAGGAAGACACAGAUCUGAGUCAGGCAAUGUGCCUUCCUGUGUCAGUGCCAGAAAUCCUGCAGGCGAACCAGCUGCAGCAGGAUGGGGUACGUUUCUUUGUGGUGGACUGUCGGCCGGCAGAGCAGUACAAUGCUGGACAUCUAUCCACGGCCUUUCACCUGGACUCUGAUCUGAUGCUCCAGAACCCCUCUGAGUUUGCCCUUUCUGUAAAAUCCCUGCUGGAGACUCAGAAGCAGUCUUUGGAGUCCGGUUCCAUCGCCAGCGGGGAGCACCUGUGCUUUAUGGGUAGUGGCAGAGAAGAGGAGGACAUGUACAUGAACAUGGUGCUGGCUCAUUUUCUUCAGAAAAAUAAAGAAUACGUGAGCAUCGCUAAAGGAGGGUUUAUGGCUCUCCAAAAACAUCUGGUCGACAUGAACAUCGAGGGCAUUGACUCCUCCUACGUCAGCUGGAUUGUCAGCACAUCUGGAUCUCACAGCAGCUUGAGCUCUCCUGAUGGCGAGUCUUUGAGCCCCGGAGACAAAAGCGUCAAGUCUCUGGUCAACAAAAUGACGUUCGCUCUCAAGUCAAAGUCUGUGAAUGUGAAAGAAAAGAUGAUCAGCUUCAUUGAGAACACUUCGACUCCUGUAGACAGAAUAUCUUUCAAUCUGCCCUGGCCAGAGAAGGUGAUUCCUGAUCGGCAUGUAAGCAGCAGCGACCGUGUCGGCAAACCCUACCGGGGGGUGAAACCUGUCUUCAGCAUAGGUGAUGAAGAGGAAUACGACACAGAUGAGAUUGACAGCUCAUCCAUGUCGGACGACGACCGGAAGGAAAUAGUCAACAUUCAGACGUGGAUGAAUAAACCAGACGUUAAACAUCACAUUCCGUGUAACGAGGUGAAGGAAACCGGUCACAUGUUCCCUAGUCACUUGCUGAUCACGGCCACUCACAUGUACUGCUUGAGGGAGAUCGCAGCCAGGAAGGGCUUUGCGUACAUCCAGUCCAGACAAGCUCUGAGCUCUGUGGUGAAGAUCACAUCCAAGAAGAAGCACCCAGAGCUCAUCACCUUCAAGUUUGGGAUCAACAAUCCAGGCAAUGUGGAGAUAUCCGCAGUGGAGAGAUAUUUGAUACCCAAUGCAGGCGACGCCACCAAGGUCAUUAAGCAGCAGAUCAUGAAGGUUCUCGAUGCUCUGGAGAGUUCAUAAAGGUGGCGAUCACAGUGACUGCCUACAACGCAAAGCUGUAACGGUGUCCUCCUGCUCUCCCUUGAGCGUCGUUCCUCCUGGACAGAUCCCGGUGCUGUAUUUACUGUGACGCUCCAUCUCUCUCAUUUUGGACGCCGCUGCCAACAGCAGACCCGUGGGCCAGUCUGCACGACUCCAAACCCCUCGGGUGCUCAGCAGUUAUCCAAACAUUGGUCAUAUUGUGUGUGAGAUGUUGGCUUCUUUCAUCAAAAAAAACACGGGAUGUCAUCGUAGCUUUGGUCUCCCCUGGCCUUAACGUAGCAAACUGGUCGACCAGUGACGGACGGACGGACCGGACCUUUUCCUUCUCGCGUGAGCAUCGCAGUUUAACCCUCAUCUUUAUCUGAGUUGCAUUUUUGUCGCAGUGCUGGCACAUGAGGCAGGUUUCCAACCGCAGUUAUAGUUUUGAUAACUUUUCUUUUCCAGCAGGCAGCCUUAAAUAGGAAUUUGACAAUGUUUAUAGAUAUUUAAUGUACAUAGUAUGUAAGCGGCUCUAUAUCAGCACAGACCUCUGCAAUAUCUAACUGAACGUAUAGAGUAGAUAUGCAGAGCACUUUAAGAUGACCUUGUUCCUGCAGUAAGAAUAAAGCUCUUCAGUGUUUCUGGAGAGACGCGUCUUUUUCAAGUGUUCCUGAUCAUUUAAGCUCCUUUCGUUUGGUUUGACAAAGCUCUCAGAGAUCAUCCGUCACACCAGUGUGUUCCAUUUAAAAAGCCCUGAGGGCGCUGCGUUCUCUCCAUGCCAUUCAGUCUGCUGUGUUAAUAAUUUCCCUGCAUAAUCCAGAGGAAAUGCACUUCUCUGAAUCCUGUCAACUCUAAUAAAAUGAAAGUAAUUAUGAGGAUGGUGCUCUGCACUUAUUUUUCUCUACGCUUGAAAGGUUGAAAUGCAUUCAUGAUGUGUUUUUUCUCAGAUGGCUCAGCCUCACUUGGCUCGCCAUCGUUGCCUUUGGCCUCAUGCCUGCUGUGGGUUUUGGGCCCCAGCAGUGGCAACAUAUCAGACCGUCGCCCUUUCUCCUUUGACUCUAAACGUUUAAGGCUUUGUUUCGCCCCACUUUGCUUGUUCCAGAGUCCUGUGUGUCUGCUGCAGUCCAGCGUUCCUCCAGCACUACUGUUUAACGCGUCACACUAACCAAAACAAAAGGCACAUGGACGAAAAGUGGUCAGAAACGCCCCUCAAAGCAUUCCUGUGUAAUUCUUGCAUCGUAUUGUAAUUUGUAAUUUUGUGAUAAUUUUCAGUAUUCUUAUUUACUGGAUUAUUCCUGACUAACGUUUGGAACAUCUCUGGAUUACUGUUGGUCAGAAUUACAAACUGAUUAAUCUGCACCUUACUGUACCGCUUUUGUUUUCUAAGUGUUUCUGUUUGUAAUAAAUGGAAAUGAUUGGACUGCA
Messenger RNA from Oryzias latipes (Japanese medaka), 3574 nucleotides. It is a transcript of the gene tbc1d23, whose product is annotated as TBC1 domain family, member 23. Gene Ontology annotation, cellular component: trans-Golgi network. Gene Ontology annotation, biological process: embryonic brain development; retrograde transport, endosome to Golgi. The record is from RefSeq and is a predicted model, not a curated record. Lineage: Eukaryota; Metazoa; Chordata; Actinopteri; Beloniformes; Adrianichthyidae.